This is a messenger RNA of Tachysurus fulvidraco (yellow catfish), 2551 nucleotides long. RefSeq names its product ANKH inorganic pyrophosphate transport regulator a (gene ankha). Gene Ontology annotation, cellular component: membrane. The record is from RefSeq and is a predicted model, not a curated record. Gene Ontology annotation, molecular function: phosphate transmembrane transporter activity. Lineage: Eukaryota; Metazoa; Chordata; Actinopteri; Siluriformes; Bagridae. The transcript is spliced from 13 exons. Gene Ontology annotation, biological process: phosphate ion transmembrane transport. Bases 80 to 1582 code for a protein of 500 amino acids.
AUUAGUGGCGUGUGCGGGUUGGUGUUUUUACAUCCCCCACGUGCGCCCUAAAAGCAGAGACCUCCCUACAGACAGGAUCAUGGUGGAGCUGACAUGUCUUACUGCUUAUUGGCCUCUCGUCCGAUUCCUGGUUCCCUUGGCUAUCACCAACAUAGCCAUCGAUUUUGGGGAACAGGCUUUGAACCGAGGAAUCGCUUCAGUAAAAGAGGAUCGCGUGGAGAUGCUGGCCAGCUACGGUUUGGCCUACUCACUUAUGAAGUUCUUUACUGGGCCCAUGAGUGACUUUAAGAGUGUUGGGCUGGUGCUGGUAAACAGCAAGAAGGACAGAAGGAAAGCAGUGCUGUGUAUGGUCUUAGCCGGUGUUGUAGCUGCAAUCUUCCAUACUCUUAUAGCUUACACAGAUUUAGGAUAUUACUUCAUCAACAAACUCCACCAUGUAGACGAAUCUGUUGGAAAAAAGACACGGAAGGCAUUUUUUUACCUUGCAGUGUUCCCUUUGCUGGAUGCCAUGGCAUGGAUUCAUGCUGGCAUCCUGCUAAAGCACAAACACAGCCUGCUGGUUGGCUCGGCUUCCAUCUCUGAUGUUGUAGCGCAGAUCAUAUUUGUGGUGGUCCUACUCCACAGCAACCUGGAGUGUGCCGAACCCUUGCUCAUUCCAAUUCUGCCUUUGUACAUGGGAGCACUGGUGCGCUUUAGCAUUGUGGGAUUGGGCUACUACUGCAAAGUUCAUGACAACAUUCCUGACUCCUGGAGCCAGGACAUGGGGGGAGAUACCACCGUCAGGAAGAUGUUAAACUUCUGGUGGCCACUUGCACUCAUACUGGCCACCCAGAGGAUCAGCAGGCCUGUCGUUAACCUGUUUGUGUCUCGAGAUCUCAAAGGCAGCGCUGCUGCCACUGAGUCUGUAGCAGUGCUCACAGCCACCUACCCAGUGGGACACAUGCCCUAUGGUUGGCUGACCGAACUACGGGCUGUCUAUCCAGCCUUUGACAAGAAUAACUCAUCCAACAAGCUAACUGCUGGAGCUGGAGUGACAAAAUCCCAUAUCAACAGGUUCACUUUAGCCUGCUUUACUCUCUCUGUAACGCUAUGCUUCGUAGUGUUCUGGACCCCUGGUGUGUCCGAGCUGAUCCUGGUGAAUGUAAUUGGAGUGGAUGCGAAUUUUGCUCAGCUCUGCACUGUUCCUCUUCUGAUAUUCUCCUUCUUCCCUAUUCCAGUGACCAUUCGAGCUCAUCUGACAGGCUGGUUGAUGACGCUGAGGAAGACGUUUGUGCUGGCUCCUAGCUCUUUGCUGAGGAUAAUCGUGCUCAUCAUUAGUCUCAUAGUGCUUCCUUACAUGGGUGUACAUGGUGCUACAUUAGGAGUGGGCUCACUACUGGCCGGCUUCGUGGGAGAAGCCACAAUGGUGGCAGUGGGGGCAUGCUGCGUGUAUCGACAGCAGAAAAAGAUUUCAGGCAGAGAGCAAGAUACACAGGUGGAAAACUCUUCCCCAAUGGGAGAUACCACAUCUGCAACGGCGUUAGAUGACAUUGAAGAGCUGGACGAGGAAGAAGGACAGGAGGAUGGGAUUAAAUUGAAUUGAGCGAAAAGAGAACCCUGAGGUGAAAUGAUGACAAGGGAAAAACACAGAAUUUUGCUUGGGAUUUUGUGUAUUAGCUAAAAGAAAAAAUUAACAAUGCAAACCAUACUCCUGAAACCAAAUUACAGCACUGUCAUGUGUGAGUGGAGCUUUCCUGCUCAGUCCAAGCCUAAGCUGACGGACCUGCUACAGCACUUUCUACAACUGACAGAACCUUUUUGCACUGAAGUCCUCCACAGUCUCAGCAUUUUCAGUACCGAAAACGGGAGUGGCUGGAAGAUGUUUUUCUCUGCUUCACACCAUCUUGUCAAAUCCAACACCCAAGUACAUCUAAUUGCUCAGAGGGUGUUAAUCUGGCACAAAAGCUCUGAACUUUAACACAGUGGUACUGUUUGGGACAGUAUGGGCCUUAAAAUGCACAAUAUCUGUUAUUGCACAUUGUCUGUUAACGCACAAUAGACUGUCAAUGUAUUACAGUGAUAGCUACAAAUGUUACAGCGUACUUUAAUUGAGCUCUUCAGGGAAAUACACAAAGGAGAUGCAUAUCAUUUUUCUUUAUUUUGUUUAUCCCAAACUUGUACUCUUUGAUUAAUGGUAGAUUGCAUGGAUUAUUUAUUUGGGAAUUAUAUAUACUUUUUGUUUAGAGCCUUCUGUGGUAAAGAAAGCUUUCUAACAUCAGCUUAGACAGAAAUCUUCAUAUUAAACGAUGCAGGAGUGUGGAGAUGACAAGAAUUGCUAAACCAUUUAAUUACUGUUUUCUCGGAAGCCUUUUGAUAAAGAUUUAUACACAUGCUUACAAGUCUUUGUAGUUUAGAAAACAAUGCUUUAUAAUAUUUUUUAUAAACUAUACAAAUCCACAUCAAGCUAUAUUAUGGUUUAUAAAUAAAUGUCCCCGGAAACAACAGUAAAACGUACAAUGCACUAAAAGUGUGAACUUUCAUUUCAGAUUCUAAAUAAAGCACUUCAAUUCCA